CUGUCUUAGUGGAUGUGAAGGCGGUACUUGUACUCAGUACUACUCAUGUUCAUCCACUUGCCACACUAAAACUACCUACUACACAAGUUGUGGCUUCUUGUGGCUGUCCAGAUGUGCAAGAGAAAGAUCUAAAUCUUAUACCUGCUACAAGCAGUGCAGUCGAAUGGUGUGUUGUACUGGAUAUCAGGGGUGGUUAUGCAUGCAAGCAACUUGUUUCGGAUCGACCAGUUGCCCAAAUGGCGGAACGUGUACUGCUCCGAACAAGUGUAGUUGCCUAACAGGCUAUACCGGCACAAAGUGUUCACCAACUUGUUUUGGAUCGACUAGUUGCCCAAACGGCGGAACGUGUACUGCUCUGAACACGUGUAGUUGCCGUACAGGCUACUCCGGCACAAAGUGUUCAGCAACUUGUUUCGGAUCGACUAGUUGCCCAAACGGCGGAACGUGUAUUGCUCCGAACAAGUGUAGUUGCCUUACAGGAUAUUCCGGGACAAAGUGUUCAGCAAUUUGUUUCGGAUCGACCAGUUGCCCAAACGGCGGAACGUGUAUUGCUCCGAACACGUGUAGUUGCCGUACAGGAUAUUCCGGCAUAAAGUGUUCAGCAACUUGUUUCGGAUCAACCAGUUGCCCAAACGGCGGAACGUGUAUUGCUCCGAACACGUGUAGUUGCCGUACAGGCUAUUCCGGCACAAAGUGUUCAGCAACUUGUUUCGGAUCAACCAGUUGUCCAAACGGCGGAACGUGCAUUGCUCCGAAUACGUGUAGUUGCCGUUUAGGCUAUUCCGGCACAAAGUGUUCAGCAAUUUGUUUCGGAUCGACCAGUUGUCCUAACGGCGGAACAUGUAUUGCUCCAAACAAGUGUAGUUGCCGUACGGGCUAUUCCGGCAACAAGUGUUCAGCAACUUGUUUCGGAUCGACCAGUUGUCCAAACGGCGGAACGUGUAUUGCUCCGAACACAUGUAUUUGCCGUACAGGCUAUUCCGGCACAAAGUGUUCAGCAAUUUGUUUCGGAUCGACCAAUUGCCCAAACGGCGGAACGUGUAUUGCUCCGAACACGUGUAGUUGCCGUACAGGCUAUUCCGGCACAAAGUGUUCAGCAACUUGUUUCGGAUCAACCAGUUGUCAAAACGGCGGAACGUGCAUUGCUCCGAACACGUGUAGUUGCCGUACAGGCUAUUCCGGCAUAAACUGUACAGAUGAUGAUGAAUGCAAUGACCAAACCCACUUGUGUGACCAUAAUUGUACAAACGAGGAAGGGGCGUAUAGCUGCUCAUGUAGAACGGGAUAUUUGUUGGACACAAAUAAUCGCACUUGUUCUGACGUCGACGAAUGCAAUGGAUCGGUGAGAUGUGAUCAUAUCUGUAGCAAUCUGAAUGGGACGUACGCUUGCUCCUGUAGAUCUGGAUAUGUUCUGGAUCAUGACAAUCAGACAUGUUCAGAGUUGACAACUUCUACCAACAUGGCGUUGACAUCUUCUCUGUCUACAUCUGGAGUAAUAGUUGUCGUUUGCGUUGCUGUCGUUGUCUUCCUUGCAUUAAGGAGAUACCGCUCAAAAGCUGAGACAAGAAUGGAAAACGGAGUUUCUUAUAGCCAAGAAACGGUUGCCUUCGAAAAGCUUCGAGCGACGAGAGAUGCGAAAUCCCCGGAGAACCCAUAUACAUCUUUAUCGGGCGAAGCUGAAUGCUGUGGGGCUAUGGGCAAUUGCCAAGAGGAGCAGGAAGUAUCAACAGUGAACGCCAUAAAAUAUCCCCUAUACGACAACACUGACCUGAUGUCUGAUGUGCCUCAAAACCGCAUAAGAGGCAUUAAAAGCACAUAGAUCUACACUUGUGUAAUGUUCUUAUUAAGAGGCCAUGAAAAGGUACCUAUGCUGGGGUUUAAACCAACAACAUCUUCGGCGAGAGGCGGACAAGCAUACACCGAGACCAUUCGCACAUUCUUCUUACUUCAAACCCACGAACUAACAAUAUAUCUAAAUUGUCACAGACUGAAACGUUGUACUAAUUUGAUUUAAUUUUGCUUGACUAAAUAUUAAUUAACAUGCGAUUAAUACAUGUAUAAACUGUUCUGCAUUGUUUAAAAAACGCGAUAUAUGUUUCUACAAAGCGAUUGCUUUCAGUGGUUAACUUAUUUGAUACAAUAUCAAUAUCUCUAUAUGUAAUUGAAUGAUCCGUAUUUUGAUUAUAAAUACAAAUACCAGAAACAAACCAUGAACGCACAAAACAGCUUUACCAAUAACAGCUCUGUAUGAAUAACGGUACAUUAUCGGUGUACAAAUGUGUCAUCUUUUUAAUAAAUGGGCAUAGGGUCACAAUGAGUUGUUUGAAUUUUCAAAAAAAAAUAUUCCUGCUAAUACUUCCUUCACACAUGUUGAACGGCAAUAAAAGAAGUUCCUAUAAAUACUAUUGACACACACAUAGUCGAAAAUAAGCUUGAAUCCAAAGUGUACAAAUUGUGGGAAAUGGAGUUAGUAAUUUACGUUAGGAUCGUUGAAACACAUAUUUUCGACGCCUGUUGAGCGAAAUAAUCAGUAGUUGUAAUGAAUGGGGUGCUUUUAUAGAUAUUAUGGUCGAGCAGUGGUCAACCGAAUGCAAAAUUCCGUGCAAUAUACAACAAUAUUUAGGUUUACUACCUUGGCCAACAUGUAAACAAAAUAUUUUUAUGUGCGCCCGCUUCUAUAUUUUUAGCCGUCAAUCAGAUUUUUUGUGGGAAUAUUUUUUUUAAAGCUGAAAAAAUAAUCAAUUAUAAUUUUUCUACGCUAUUUUAAGUGUUUUUGUAAAGGGAAGUUACCGAUCCGUGGUGUUUUAUACUGUUUAUCGAUCGGUUUAGCAUUGGUUCAAAAAAAUCAAUCAAAAUGGUUGCUUCCGGUAUAAACACUGUGACUAAGUUUUGGAAAUUUAAUUUUAUUUUUGAAAAUAAAUGUGUUUUGACCAUA
Messenger RNA from Mya arenaria, 2935 nucleotides. RefSeq names its product sushi, nidogen and EGF-like domain-containing protein 1. Gene Ontology annotation, biological process: anatomical structure development. Lineage: Eukaryota; Metazoa; Mollusca; Bivalvia; Myida; Myidae. The coding region runs from base 164 to 1819 and encodes 551 amino acids. The transcript is spliced from 18 exons. Gene Ontology annotation, cellular component: extracellular region; cell surface. Gene Ontology annotation, molecular function: calcium ion binding; signaling receptor binding. The record is from RefSeq and is a predicted model, not a curated record.